GCCAAUUCCAUCUCUAUGAAUUAUGCUAUUGAUCAGGAAAAGGUUCGAGAUGCUUUGAUUUUUUCCAUCGUGAAUCCAGAUGAUGGAGAUUUUCUUGCCAUAGAUAUGGUGGAUCGCUCUAUUAGAUUUCUUUGGUCUUUAGGCACUAAUGGUUUGACAAUAAUAGAGUAUCCAAUGAAACUCGAAACAAGUCCAGAAAACAUGGAAGAGGAUGCCCAUUGGUACCACAUAGAGGCUGAAAGAAUAGGAACAAGGAAUUAGAUGGAUUCUUUGUUCCUAGUGGAGCUGUUGCCAAAGGAUUCCAAGGUUGUCUAGCUGAUUUAAUGUAUGAUGAGAAGCACAUUGGUCUUUGGGAUUUCAGUUAUACCUCUCCAACAGGUUGUAAACCAUGUUCGAAGAGUGCAUUGGAAUCAGGAGAAUAUGGCGUCUUUCAAUUUAAUGGCAAAUCAUCAUAUUCCGUACUUGAUCAAAUCCCACGAUAUGAUAAUAGAAAUUACCAAGUAGUAAUGUUGAUGAGAACCUUUGAUGAAUCCGCAAUAAUCUUUUUCUGUUCAGAUGUUGAUACAGGAAAUUACAUCGCUAUACACAUUGUAAAUGGACGUGUAUCAUUCUCUUUCCGAGAUAGCCCGGAAACAUGGCUAAAAUUGGUUACCACAGAUAAAUAUAACAAUGGUGAAUGGUUCAGGGUAACAGCUGCAAGAUCAGAAACACGGGCAAUAUUAUCAGUGGAUAAAGAAAAUAUUGAAGGUGAAGUUGAAGCAUAUAAUUCCGAUCUAGGUGAUUGUAAAAUUCACUUUGGAGGAGUCCCACCAAACUUUACAACUCACCAUUGGCCUAAUCUUGAUUUUAAACCAUUCCUUGGUUGCAUGAAAGAUGUUAAAACCGAUACAACACCGUUAAAUCUAAUGAAUGGAGAAACAUUUGGAUUAUCGACUGGAUGUAAAAUUGAAAUUGAAUGAUGGAUCAAGAUUUUGUAAAGCGACAUCAAGAGAUGAUUGAAUAUUGAAGAUAACACUAACAAAUCCAAACCUUCUAAAGAAAGGUUGAGAUUGAUUUUAAAAUGCAUUUACAGUAUUUUAUAUUGAUUUUUCAAUCUAUUCUUUUAAAUUUACUUUCAAGUGUCAUGAUUUGAAAUUUUUCAGUCUUCAAAUUUUUUUCGGUCAUUUAUCGACUUGUAAAUUCCCAUUUAAG
Molecule: messenger RNA, 1191 nt
Organism: Tetranychus urticae (two-spotted spider mite)
Lineage: Eukaryota; Metazoa; Arthropoda; Arachnida; Trombidiformes; Tetranychidae
Source: RefSeq, a predicted model, not a curated record